Messenger RNA from Phytophthora nicotianae INRA-310, 1474 nucleotides. RefSeq lists its product as hypothetical. The coding region runs from base 93 to 980 and encodes 295 amino acids. The transcript has a single exon. NCBI's taxonomy places the organism in Eukaryota, Oomycota, Peronosporomycetes, Peronosporales, Peronosporaceae. The record is from RefSeq and is a predicted model, not a curated record. Gene Ontology annotation, molecular function: phosphatidylinositol binding.
CGCUGCCUCCAGCCUCAACAUCCUCAUUUCUCAAGAGUCGCUCGAGAGCUCAAGUCGGUAUUAGCGUUAUCCGAUUUCAAACUCCAGUGGCCAUGACACCCGACAAAACUCUCAGCCGCUGCUCGUCCUCCUUCCAGACGCGCUCGCUGCGCCCUGUGUCCGCCAAGAUCGUCUCCUAUGGCCGCGAGAACCAGUCACACCGCCGCCCCACGCUCUACGUAUUGCGCGUGAGUCGUAGCGGCACCGCCGACUGGUAUGUGGCCAAGCGCUACUCCGAGUUCCGCGCGCUGCAUGAGGCACUGCAGCGCCAAUGCACCGGCAACGGCAGUAAACAACAUCCGAGCUGUAGCGCCUGUGAGGAGCUUGAGAGCUUUUACAGCAGCGUGCGCUUCCCUGAUCGCCACAUCUUCCAGUCUGGUCUGGGUAUUUCUAAGAAACGACUAGAUGCCACGAGGAUGGAGGAAUUGGACAGCUACAUGCGUUUUCUAUUGGUGAAUACGCAAGGUCUUAUAGGAGAUGAAGAGGAUGAGGAGGAGUCGCCCGAGUGUGAUGACAAUGAAGGCUCCAGAUGCCUCGCGCUGGAGUUGAUUCGCGAGUUUCUCAUGGUGAACGAGGACCACACGACGACGGAGUCGGAAGCCAAGACGCAGCAGGAUGCCAAGGACCGGAGGACAGCUGCGGGUACAGCUUCGGCUGCUGUUGUGCCCAGACGCCAGCUGCACCGGCUAACGCGGAGGAGCUCGUCGGUCACGAGUUUCCACGUGCGCGAGCUGGACCUCGUGUCAGCCGAGAAGAAGAGCUCUCCGACGGGCGAUUCAAUGCGCAAUUUAUUCAACGAGGAGUGGUGGGACCCCUCAUUUGCCGAAGUGUUCGACGAAUGUGCCGCACCGCCUGAGGACGCCUUCAUCCACCGCCAGGUUGAAGAUGCACCGGCCCGCACCCAUCCGCUGCGACUUAUUGAGAGCUGUCCGCGCCGUUAGGGGUGGAAGGUUGAAGAAGGAACAUGCUGAGGAAUGGUGGCCCUCAAAGCGCGACGGAACCAGCCAGGGCCGUACAUUACCCGAUUUAUUGUAAAGUUUUCGCUAUCUACCGUUAAGAAACAAUUCAGCACAUAAUGCAAAACUUUCAGCCACUUGUUGGCAGCAACGUCAACGCGUUCGUGACUGAAGCCGGCAACGAAUACUGUGCUAUUCGUUGAGAGCUUUUUACACACCACGCGUGUCUCGCGCACUAUGCGGACCGCUGCGUGCGCCGACGUUGGCAAACGAAGCACCGUUGCAGCAACUUGCGCGGGGAACCGACUGCCGCACGCCAGACGAUCUUUCUUCAUCCCCAUCUUGGCGGAGCCAACCCUCAGGGUUACCUGGGCUGCAGACUCUGCCGGAGAAAAGACUCAGAUUCAACCACGCCAUCGAGGCAGAACACCGGUGUACAUCCCUCUAUUCAUCUAGUUGUGCUGGACUAGCAAUGUCGA